Messenger RNA from Caenorhabditis elegans, 1869 nucleotides. RefSeq names its product DM domain-containing protein (gene dmd-6). Gene Ontology annotation, molecular function: sequence-specific DNA binding; DNA binding. The transcript has 6 exons. The record is from RefSeq and is marked reviewed. Bases 113 to 1525 code for a protein of 470 amino acids. Lineage: Eukaryota; Metazoa; Nematoda; Chromadorea; Rhabditida; Rhabditidae. Gene Ontology annotation, biological process: regulation of DNA-templated transcription. Gene Ontology annotation, cellular component: nucleus.
ACUUCAUCUCACUUUCAUUGCCAAAUCAUCAAAAAGAAGCCAUUUUUGGUUGGAGCUCGUGUGGCUCAACAAUCAAAAAAAAAUAUUAUUUUGUGGAGCUGGUCAUUGUAAAAUGAGCCCACACAUCAUCGCUACUGUAACCAUCGACGACGAGCAUCAUCAUCAUCAUCACCGCAGCAACGAGAACUACUCUCCAUCAUCCCAAGACAUGGACUCCCCAAAGCCAAAGGGACGCAUCCUUUACUGCCGAAAGUGCGAAGGACACGGCGAGAAGGUGAUCCUCAAGAAUCACUCACCACAGUGCCCAUAUAUUCUGUGCAAUUGCAAAUCGUGCGAGAAGCUAAACUACAAGCGCCUGAAGUCGUUCAACAAGAGAAAUAAGGAAAAGAUCGAGUUGGCAGCAGCUCUGAAUGCAAAGAGACAUGCUCCAGAAUCCGGAUCCAGUGUUGACGAUGAAGAAGGCUUCUCCCGCCGUUCCUCAUUCUGCUCAAAAACUUCAACACCAGACAUGGACUCGGAGACGAGAACCUCAUCGACGACUCCUAUCACUCGUUCCAACUCCACAAUGCCCACAGCUAAUGGUCUUGAAGGACGAAGUGGCUCACUUGGGCACAUGACAGUCAUGUCCUAUGAUAUUUGGAAGGCCAAGUGUGCAUCAGAGAGAAAGAGGCUUGAAGAGGAGAGACUCACAAAGCCUGAACUAUUCACCCGAUCUCCAUCACCUGGCCCAAUGAGGAAGCGUGCUCACACAUUUGUUGCUCCGCCAACGAUUCACACGCCAGACAUCCCGGUUGUCGCCGCAAAGAAGAUGUCACUUGAUGAGAAGGUGAAGGGCAAAUUCAUCACACUUCCGACGAUUCCUGCGAUGAGAAUUUUUGUGAACGAGGAGGAUGAAGAUGUGAAGCCAGUGACACAAAUGCAAUUGGCUCAGCCGAUCGCUUUAACUCCAUCACCACAAAUGUCACUGGCCUCCACACUUGCUCAGAUUCCAAUGUCUACUCCGGUUUGUAUGCCUUCAAUGAUCACGCCGACGUCUUUCCUGGACAUUCCAUCGACCUCGAGUCCAAUGCUGCCAUUCCAAAUCUCCACGACGACUUCUCCGAUGCUUCAGCGUCAGACACCAAUCUUGACACCACAGAUGUCUCCAUUCAAACCAGUCGGAGUCGCUACUCCACAGCCACCUGCGCUAAGCAACUUGUCUGCUGGACAGGAGCUAUCCUCAUUCAUCCUUCAUUCCGUCGUACUUCAAGCUCAACAAGCACAACAGAAGACUGCACAACAGUUGAUCCCGACUUCUAUGCCAUCAGAGUUGGAAUCAACACUUUCUCUUCUCCGCUUGCAACAAUCAUCGUUGGGUGAUUUGAUCAAGCUCAGUGGAAUCCAACUUCCAACUCUUCCAACCACUCAGCCAAUGCUCACACCUCAAAUGCCAACACUUCCGAUGAUGCAGAAAGCGUUGCCGACUGUUUUGCCAGGAUCCUUCCAGCCCUUCCUUCAACCCACACUCUUUACCAACCCGGUCUAAGUCAAAGAAUCUUCUAGAAUUCCACCAAAAAAACCCCCGAUCAUAAUACGAUUCGCUCUACUCCGUUCAUCUCUUUACUCAUCGUCUAGUCCUUUCACACCCCAAUUCCUGCACCUACGGUGUUUUUUUGCCAUCUUUUCAUACUUUUUACUAUCUCUUCGCUUUUACCCAUUUCCAGUUCCUCUCUCUCUCUUUUGCUCUCAGGCUAUAUGUGAUAUUCACAUUUUUCUCCGUUUCACCUCUUUCCCCCGUUGUACAUCCCUCUCCCACAACAACACCGUCUCAUUUAAUUAAAUAAUAAUAUUAUUUUCUUGCAAUCUUCAAAAUAAAAGAAAUCAGAAAUC